CGCUGCGCGGCUCCCAGGCCGCGGGCCUGGCGGCCCCGGGCGGCGCGGCCGCGGCCAACGGGCCCCUGGGCGCGGGCGCGGGCGGCGCCGCCCCCGGAGGCUACUUGGAGACUCCGUUUAAUUUUGGCAUAAAUCACAGAAGCCCACCUUACCCCGCCGGAGAUUACUGUCUUCUGUGCAGAAGCGAGCGGAAAGACUCUGCAUUCUUAGAGAGUGGAGUCAAGACCGCCAGCAAGUUGGCGCUUUCCAUGGUGCCCAAGGGCAACAGCGUGCUGCACCUGCCGCUGUGGGUGUGCCCCGACUGCCGGCGCACCGUGGAGAAGGAGGAGAGGCCAGGCCUGGACCAGCCACAGCGCCAGCCGCAGGGCCAGGAUUUUCUUCACUCCCCGCUGGGUGGGUCACAGCCAGAGGCUGGCGGCGGGAGACUGGCACUGGGCAGUCAGACGAUGCCCACAGCAGGACUGGGCACCCCUGCAGAUGCAUCGUGUGCCUGUGAGGCCUGCAGCGAACGCAGAGAGGCGUCGGCCGAGCCAGAGCGGGAGCCCCAGCAGCUGCAGAAGUGCUGGUCGGAAGUGCGCUACAUGGUCCGCUGCGUCUACCGCCGGGCAGGAACCCCGCUGGCCGAUGACCACGACCAGUCUCUGGUACCGGACAAGGAGGGGCUGAAGGAGCUCGUGGAUAGACUCUGCGAGCGCGACCCCUACCAGUUGUACCAGCGCUUGGAACAGCAGGCCCGAGAGUACGUACUAGAGAUGAAGGUCCGUCUCCUCCGGCAGCUGUCAGCUGCCUCUAAGGUUAAGGCACCGUCGGGGCUACAGGGCCCGCCUCAAGCACACCAGUUCAUCUCCCUGCUCCUGGAGGAGUACAGCGCCCUGUGCCAGGCAGCACGCACCAUUGGCACCUUCCUUGGCACGCUGGAAAAUGAACACUUGAAGAAGUUCCAGGUGACGUGGGAACUGCACAAUAAACAUCUGUUUGAAGAUCUGGUCUUUUCAGAGCCUCUUCUCCAGAGCAACUUGCCAGCACUAGUGUCACAGAUCAGGCUGGGCACCACGACCCACGACAACGGCAGUGAGGACACCUACAGCAGCCUGCUGCAGCGUUACCAGAGCUCCGAGGAGGAGCUGCGCAGGGUCGCCGCCGAGUGGCUGCAGUGCCAGGAGAGGAUCGAUGCCUACGUGGACGAGCAGAUGACGAUGAAAAGCAAGCAGCGUGUGCUCACAGAGGACUGGGAGCUUCUCAGGCAGAGACGCUUCAUCGAGGAGCAGCUAACUAAUAAGAAGGCGUUGACGGGGGAGAACAGCUUCACGGAUGCCAUGCGGAACAUGUUGUCUUCCCGGCUGAACAUGCCCGACUGUCCCAACUGCAGCUACCGGAGAAGGUGUGCCUGCGAUGACUGCAGCCUCUCACACAUCCUCACCUGCGGCAUCAUGGACCCCCCGGGCACUGGCGACAUCCAUAUCCACCAGCUCCCGCUUCAGGUGGACUCUGCUUCCGACUGUCUGUCUGAGAUGCGACCCCCGAGUGUGUCCUCAGCGAGCUCAGGGUCGGGCUCCAGCUCUCCCCUCACCAUGCAGCAGCACCCCAGGCUUAUCCUCACGGACACGAGCUCCGCACCCGCUUUUUGUAGUCAUGAAGAAGAUAUCGCACCCUUGUCAGCUAAAUUUGCUGACAUUUAUCCGUUGAGUAACUACGAUGAUGCUGAGGUGGUGGCCAACAUGAAUGGAACCCACAGCGAACUGAAUGGCGGCGGGGAGAACCUGGCUCUGAAAGAGGAGUCCCCUCAGGUCAGCAGUACCAGUAGUAGUUCUUCUGAAGCUGGCGAUGAAGAAGUGGAUGGUGAGAGUAGUGGGGAGCCGCCAGGAGCCCCGAAGGAAGACAUCAGUCUAGGGAACGGGAGCCCCAGGAAUGAGGAGAACCAAGUCGACAGCCCGCCACCGGCAUACCCGACCCAGCAGGUGGAACAAGCUCCCAACCCUUGUGAGUGUUAUGUGUGUAAACAAGAAGCUUCGGGACUGACCGCCGCGGCCGUUACGGCCGGAGCCCUGCCCCCUGGCCACCAGUUCCUGAGUCCAGAGAAGCCCACACACCCCGCGCUGCAUCUGUACCCCCACAUCCACGGACAUGUGCCCUUGCACGCCGUGCCGCACCUACCACGCCCGCUCCUCCACCCUACUCUGUACACAGCGUCCCCCUUCACGCACAGCAAGGCUUUACCGCCAGCACCUGCUCAGAGUCACACAAAUAAGCAUCAGGUAUUCAGUGCAUCUCUUCAAGACCAUAUUUAUCCAAGCUGUUUUGGGAAUACUCCAGAGUGGAAUAGUUCUAAAUUUAUAAGUCUUUGGGGAUCAGAAGUGAUGAAUGAUAAGAACUGGAGUUCUGGCACUUUCCUGCCAGAUACAAUUUCUGGGACUGACCUCCUGGGGCCAGUGCUCUCCGGGGCCCGAGCAGACACCCUGCCCCAGCCGGCCGCCAGCGAAGUAGCUCCAGCCACGGACAGUACAGAGAAGAAGAACACGGCAAAAAAGAAGUGUCUGUAUGAUUUCCAGGAUGCUUUUAUGGAAGCCAACAAAGUGGUCAUGGCCACCUCUUCGGCCACCUCCUCUGUGUCCUGCACUGCCACCACAGUGCAGUCCAGCAACAGUCAGUUCAAGGUGUCGUCCAAGAGGCCGCCUGCCGUAGGGGAUGUCUUCCAUGGCCUGAGCAAGGAAGACCACAGACUCGCCGUGCCUGUUGCUCCGAGGAGCAGCCCCACCGGCCUGGCCCCGCUGCCCACUCUCGCGCCCACUGCCCUCGCUCCAGCCUCUCCGUCUCACCUGGCCGGCCUCACGGCACCUUCCUUCCCCAAAGCGGCGACCACAGCUCCAGGCUUUGUGGAACCACGCAAAAGCUUCUGCCCCACUCCUGUGGCCCCCCCACCCCCCACCACAGACAGCUCCGUGAGCGCGCCGCCCAGCGUCUGCAGCGACCCCGACUGUGAAGGACACCGAUGUGAGAAUGGCGUCUAUGACCCACAGCAGGACGAUGGGGACGAGAGCGCCGACGAGGACAGCUGCUCUGAGCACAGCUCCAGCACCUCUACCUCCACCACCCAGAAGGAGGGCAAGUACUGCGACUGCUGCUACUGCGAGUUCUUCGGGCACGGCGGGCCUCCAGCGGCGCCAACAAGUAGAAAUUAUGCAGAAAUGAGGGAGAAACUUCGCUUGCGGCUGACCAAGCGGAAAGAGGAGCAGCCCAAGAAGGCGGAGCCUCUGUCGGAGCGGGAGAGCGUGGUUGACCACCGCAGGGUGGAGGACCUGCUGCAGUUCAUCAACAGCUCCGAUGCCAAGCCCGUGAGCAGCUCGCGCGCCGCUAAGCGGGCCCGGCACAAGCAGAGGAAGCUGGAGGAGAAAGCACGCCUGGAAGCCGAGGCCAGGGCCCGGGAGCACCUGCUGCAGCGGCAGCGGCAGGAGGAGGAGGAAGAGGAGGAGGAGGAGGAGGAGCGGCUACAGGAGGAGCUGCAGCGGCUGCAGAAGCUGAGGGCUGCGAAGAAGAAGAAGAAGGAGAGGCCAGGCAAAGACUGUUCCAAGCUGGCUCUCCUUGCUAGGAAUUUCCAGACGACACCGGAUCCAGUCGUGAACUCUGACAGCAUCCCGAAUGGCUCCCUGGAGCAGCCCAAAGAACCGGAAACCUCGUCCCACCCCCCUUGCAGACAUACGGACCACACAGAGCCCAGGCCCGGGCCUGGGGCUGAGGGGGACACUGUAGACCUCAGAGACUCCAAGCUUCUGCUGCCCAAGGGGGUCAACGGGAAGCAGCCCGAGCCGCUGUCCUUUCUCCUGGACAUCAUGCAGCACCACAAAGAGGGGGCUGGCAGGCAGAAAUUAAAGCAGUUCAGUAAGACAGGCAGUGAGCUGGGGAGGAAGCCCCCAGAACCCUCUAGAGCCACCGAGGGCCAGCCCCGGCCCCGGCCCCACGCUGAGCCCAAGCCCAAAGCUGACCUGACUUCCCCAGCAGAGCAGAGACGAGAGGAGAGGAAAAUCAGCAGUAACAGUAGUAACAGGAAGCAGCUGAACCACGUGAAGGAAGAAAGGGCAGCAGUCCCCCCGGAGCCCGCAAGCCCCAGCGACCACCCACGGGACAAGCUGGUGCUGGCAGACUCCCCUCAGCCCAAGGGCAAGAACAAGAAAAGCAGAAAGAAGAAAGGAGACCGAGCCAGCAGUUCACUUGACGACGUCUUCCUGCCGAAGGAUAUCGAUCUGGAAAGUGUGGACAUGGAUGAGACCGAGAGGGAAGUGGAGUAUUUCAAAAGGUUCUGCUUGGACUCCGCGAGACAGACCCGACAAAGACUGUCUAUCAAUUGGUCCAAUUUUAGCUUGAAAAAAGCCACGUUUGCUGCCCACUGAGUGAGGACCACAGGAGAGGGACUUGAGGGUGGAGGGCCAGGCCCCAGGCGUGUGCGGGUGGACUCGCCCAGCCCUGUCGUUGGCCCCGCGCCGUCAGCUCGUGUGCGUGUAGUCUGUGCGUGAGAUUUCUUCGGUGUAGCUCUGUGCUGUAGGCCCGGGGCAGCAGCCUGCUCGUUCUUCCAGCACGCGGCCCCCGAGCCUGGGCACCAUCCACGCGGCCGUCGCUCUGCACUCGCCCUGUCCCAUCAUCUGUCCCUGCCAGGGUGUUGCUGUCACUCAGCUCUCGUGUGCCCCGCGUCCCCCGAGGCGGGCCAGCAGGGCAGGUGCGCUUCCGUUCUCCUCCACAAUCUACUGUUCAGAAUGUCCACAUUGCGCUGUUUGUGUCUGACUCCCCCCCCCCCCCCCCGACUUGUAGCCAGCUUGUGUAAGACCCCUGCAGAAAGAGAAAGUUCAAAAACAGAAGCCCCAAGUACUCACCAUCGAGUCUGUCAGAGUGUCCGACUGGAUUAACACGGAGGCCUGCCUGGCUACUUUUUUAACAUAUUGUUAAGUAAUAUUAAAAUCAUGUCUUUCUUUUUGAAAGAUGGAAUACAUUAGUACAGCAGAA
Messenger RNA from Sorex fumeus (smoky shrew), 4992 nucleotides. It is a transcript of the gene FAM193A, whose product is annotated as family with sequence similarity 193 member A. The record is from RefSeq and is a predicted model, not a curated record. Lineage: Eukaryota; Metazoa; Chordata; Mammalia; Eulipotyphla; Soricidae. The transcript has 21 exons. Bases 249 to 4385 code for a protein of 1378 amino acids.